AUGGCCGCGUUGUUCACGGCGAAGCUAGGGCGUCAGGCGUCCGGGUACCUGCAGGACAAGUACAAGCAGGCGAGGCUGGCCCUCGGCGACGUAACUCCGGCAGAGCUGGCUGUGCAGGAGGCGACCAACGACGACGCGUGCGUCCCGGACGCCAAGACGCUGGCGUCCAUCGCGGAGGCGGCCUUCGACAUCGACGACUACUGGCGGAUCGCCAACGUGCUCCACCGCCGCCUCGGCUGCGUCCACGACUGGAAGGAGUGGCGGCCGGUCUACAAGGCGCUCGUCGUCCUCGAGUUCCUCCUCACCCACGGCCCCGAGGAGCUCCCCGGGGACUUCCUCCCGGACAUGCAGGCCCUGCGCGACCUCCGCGGCUUCACCUACACCGACGACAAGGGCUUCGACUGGGGCGCCUCCAUGCAGCGCCGCGCCGACAGCGUCGUCGGCCUCCUCACCGACGCCGACCGCCUCAAGGACGCGCGCCAGAGGGUCCGCUCCCUGUCCUUCUCCCACGACGGCGGCGCCGGCAGCCCCACCUCCUCCGUCGCCUCCUCGGGCUCCUCCCGGGCCUCCCACGGCACCUGGUCCUUCGCCUCCUCCUCGCCGCACUACUCCGAUAGCCCCACCUUCGUCUGCCUCUGCGGCCCCAACGUCGACUACCGCCAUGACAAGAAGUUCGACGCCUACACCGCCGACGACAAGCGUGAUCUCGUCGACGACCAGGAGGUCGACGACUACCCUACUCCGCACAGCCAAGGAAGCUGGCUCGAGGAAUCGGCCUCCUUGUCCGGCUCCCCGGUCAGCUGCGGCAGCGCCAGAAGCGCCGGCGGUGGCAGGAGGGCGUCCGGCUUCAAUAGCUUGUCUCAGCCUGAGAGAAGGAACAGCAGCAAGAAGCUCCAGCGCCAGCUUUCCUUGCACUAUUAA
This is a messenger RNA of Triticum turgidum subsp. durum (durum wheat), 921 nucleotides long. NCBI's taxonomy places the organism in Eukaryota, Viridiplantae, Streptophyta, Magnoliopsida, Poales, Poaceae. The record is from the annotation of a GenBank genome assembly.